ACAUCUCACGACGAAGGUACAUUUAAACCGAAGUGUGUGGUGGAGAGACACGUACAGGCGAGGAGAAGGAAUCACGCACGAAUAUUUGGCACGACGAAAACAACACCUGAUACUCACUGAUCAGGGAUCAAUCGAAGCGAAGCUCUUUGGAAACAUUUUGGAGAUGUCGAACGUGCAGUUAUCGAGCAGUGCGCUGGAGAGGCUGGUGGCCCGGAGGACCUUCCCUCUCCACCGGCGCACCAGCGUCUGCCGCAACCUCUUCGGACCGGUGGAUCACGACGAGCUGAGCCGGGAGAUGAAAGCCAAACUCCGGGAGAUUUCCGAGCGGGACCAGCAGAGGUGGAACUUUAAUUUCGAAACCAACACCCCGCUGGAUGGGGAUUACGCAUGGGAAGAAGUGUCCGUGGAUAAGACCCCGGUGUUUUACCAGGACUCUGUACAGCAAGAGAGGACCAGGGUACCGGCGACGCCCGUCAAGCAGGCACCCACCCCAUCGGACUGUGCUCCCACGGAGCCCCCGCGUAUGGAUGUAAUGGAGCGCCUGGCCCUGCCCGAGAGCAGCAGCCCUCCCUGUCCGACGGAGAUCAACCAGGAGAACCGCACGGAUAAACUGAACUCAGGGAAGACUCACCGCAGACUGGUCCCGUGUGUGAGGCGCAAGAGGACGGCAUCUGCUGACAACAACACACACAUCACAGAUUUUUUCGUGAAACGAAAGAAGACUGCUGAAAGAAAAUCGAUUGACAUGGGCGCCUGCCACCUCUCCAAGUCUCCAAUCCCAGUGGAACAAACUCCACGAAAAAGGAUUCGUUGAAGGUGUUUUUUUUUUGUUGCACUACUUGCCUGCGCAAUUUUGAGCAUCAAGAGAGGGAGAGAGGAUGUUUCUUCUCGCUACUUACACGCCGGAGAUGGGGAGGAGGAAUCGGAAGCCCCAUGGACCGACCGGCCGCUCCGGCUCUGUGCGCCCCGGCGGAGCGCAGCCUGGACUCGGGAGCAGACUCUCAGGACAGAACGGUUUGGGGGGGAACGGGCGAAAAAGAGAGAAAAAAAAAAGCCUUCGCCGAAUGACUUCUAUCCAGUACAAAUGUAGCAUUGUUGCUUUUGCAUACAGCCACUCGACAGUGUUAAAUGUUUUAACAUCUGUGCAAUCCUAAAUGACUUUUAAAGAAUUGUCUACACUGGCCAAAAGUGUACAGUUUUAUAGAAACAGUAGCUUCUAAAUGUUUAUUUCUGUUCUGGUUUUCCUGUAAAUGUAUAUUUUAAGACUAUUUUAACUUAUAAUUUAUUUAUGUUUCUUUAUAUUUGUUAAAUGCCCUGUUGUUGUAGCCAAAGGGCAUAUUUCUAUUUUAUUUUAUUUUAUUGUUCUCAUUUUUUUAAAAUAUUUUGUGAUGUUUCUGCAAUCAUGUAGCUUCUUCAUAGUUGUCCACACUUGAAAAAUAGGUUUCUUUGUGUUUUCUGAGCCGUUUUUGUGUGUGUGUUUUUCAUACAAGUGCCCUAAUUAUGUCUCACUAAAGAUGAGAAUAAAUAUUUCACUUCAACUUUA
Cheilinus undulatus (humphead wrasse) is the source of this 1543-nucleotide messenger RNA. Its product is annotated as cyclin-dependent kinase inhibitor 1C-like. Gene Ontology annotation, cellular component: nucleus. Gene Ontology annotation, molecular function: cyclin-dependent protein serine/threonine kinase inhibitor activity. The transcript is spliced from 3 exons. The record is from RefSeq and is a predicted model, not a curated record. The coding region runs from base 164 to 814 and encodes 216 amino acids. Lineage: Eukaryota; Metazoa; Chordata; Actinopteri; Labriformes; Labridae. Gene Ontology annotation, biological process: regulation of cell cycle.